GAUGUUUGGAUAUUUCCUCCUUAAAUCUGAGUGUCCUUUCCACCAGUCCAUUUUUCUUAGAUAUUUGGCUUUGUUACCAAAGUCUUUCCCAAUGAGAGAUUUUUGCUCCAUGAAUCAGUGAGGUCCCACUUUCUUGGGGUUUUCAUUUGGGCUUUAAUCAGUUUUCUAACAUUUGUUUCACAGUAGGACCCUUUGAGCAUGAUUAUAACAUUGGAUAGGAGGGAUUUAGAUGUAGCCAGAAUUGUCUCUUAAAUUCACGUAAUAGCUGCUGUUUCCAGUACUGGUGCUGCUUGAUCAUAACCUGUUUGCCAGACAUUGGGAUUGAUUGGAUUGGUUUGUAGAGUAUCUCUCGGCAUCCCAUGAUCCUUAAAUGGCUUAUUAAACCUGCAAUGGUGUAUUUUUAAACUUUUAUUUUAUCUCUGUCUUGGUAUUCUUCAUUCUUGCUAUACGGUUUGGCGGCGGAAUUUUAUGACACACAUCCUGAAGAUGAGCUCAGUUCAUUUGGUUGAUAUAAGUAUUUUAUUGCAUCAUUGAUGUUAAAUUUAUGAAUAACUUAGUUUAUCGAUUUAGAAAGCUUUAGAAAUUUGGCAGGGCUGGUCGAAAAUGGCAAUUAAAACACCAUGCAGGCUAGUCAAAGCAAUGCGCUGUUGAUGUUUAGAGUGGAAAGCUUUUAGUUGGUCAGUGUCCAUGGUUCUUCAUUAGGCCUUGGCGUCUGGGCUCGGGUCACAGUGUUAAGACUGGAUUACCGUGCUGUCUGGAGAUGGUUCUUCUGAGGGUUAUUUAUGGCCGGCCUUCCCCAUUAAAGAAAAUACAAUAGUGCAACCUUUUAGUGUUUGUCAAAAAGGAAUAAACAAAAGAAUGUGCGGCAAGUAUUGCAAAUGAUUUUGAAUACAGGACAAAAUAUAUCUACCACUAAACCUGGGACAUGCUACUACUUCCAAUUGGCCUAUCAGUGACAGAGGUGUAAUGGAAGGUAUGACGGCAGUGGUUGCCAGAAAACACCUACUCUAAUCUGAAAGCAGAUUUUUAGAUGUACUGCCAGGCAGGUGGUCUCUAUAUGGGAUGACCUAAUGUUGCUAUCUCUACCGGUCCCUUAGACAGACAUCUGUAUGGAACCAACAAACUACCAGAUACUAAAGGCAUUUCGGAAAAGGUUUAAGGAGAUGGUCUUUCACUGACCAUGACACAGAUCACUGCAGCGGCCCUGGAGGAUUUGAUUUGAUUGAAUGCGUUGGGGAGAGUGGAAUAGAGGCGGGAGCAGGGAUUAUUAAAGGCUUAGGGCUUAUAGUGCUCUGUACUCUGCACUUCUCUCGCAGAUGCAGCGAGAGGAAAUGAUAGAUGGCUCUUCCAUGGCUGGCAGGCUAACGACCAUUUGGUCACUAGACAGUUUGCAUCUCAGUGAGAGGCUUUAAUUUGUUUUAAGAGAGCUGGAACGGAAGGUGCCAUGAAGGACCGAUGUCGUAUAUGUGGUGCCCGUCUGGCAGGCAACCAGUGUCGCUGGAUCUUCAGCUCAUCAGCACAGAGGAAACUACAAGUGAUCUUGUCCCAUGUCCUGGGCUGGGAGGUGACUCGCGAUGGUCGUGGCGAGUUCCUCUGUGGGAAAUGUGUUUUCCAGCUGGAGAAGGUGGUACAGUGGGAUGUUAACAUCACCCAGCUGCAGGAGGACCACAACAGUCAGAUCCAGAAGCUGCAUGUGGAGAAAGAACACAUGAGCCAGUGCAUCGUCCACAUCUACAACAAAAACAACCCAAGCUUGGACAAGAGUGUUGGGGAGAGAACUCACUUGAAAUCUCCACCCAGAUCCUUUGGGGUGGGCAGUCCUGAUGAAGGACAACAUCUUGGUGAGAUUGGGCGUGGUCACUUGGGGAAUUGCAUGAGAAGGUGUGUGAGUCUGGACAGAAUUGUUAGUAGAGGAACAGUCUCAGGGCGCUCAGGCCUCAAGAGCAGCAGGCUUGGGUCAGGGCCAGGGCUUGAUGGAUCUAUGAAAAGCUUUGGUCUCAGAGGAACACGCCAACGUUCAAAGAGUAUGUACUUUGACCUGGUCCAACGUAAAGGCAUACUACCCAGAUAUGGAUUCAAAGAACUCUCCACAUCCCUGCAGUCCUUGAAUCGAGAAUUUUCCUCAGACACUUCUGCAGAAUCUCCACUCAAACUGAAACUCGCAGAGGCCAAGGUGUUUGCUGCCAGGCAUGGUGACCCAGGAGGAAAAGUCCAGGACAGAGCACUGCUCCGGAGAUCCUCAAAUCAACCAUCUUUGAUCUCUGACUUGAUCCAGCUUUUACGCUGCAUUUCCAAGCAACCGGUCACUGCCCCUGCAGGAAGCCACAUCCCGGUCCUGAAGAGACUAAGUACUGGCCAACCCAGACCUGGAGCAAUGCGCAGACACAGAGAAGCAGAAUUGAAGUCUCUUCAUGAUCUUACAGAAGAAUUUGAUGAUGAAUAUACCUCUGUCAGAGUGGAGGUAGUUUUUUGUAUAUUUCCAGCUUGGCUAACCACUGUAGCUCUGGUAAUGAGCUUUGACAGGCAGCAGCUUUGUUGCUUACUUAGCUAGAAUUAAUUCACUGUCUCUUUCCUGUGUUUGUGUGCUGCCUGGAUUUGCU
This is a messenger RNA of Pleuronectes platessa (European plaice), 2600 nucleotides long. RefSeq lists its product as uncharacterized. Gene Ontology annotation, molecular function: zinc ion binding. The coding region runs from base 1445 to 2551 and encodes 368 amino acids. The transcript has a single exon. Gene Ontology annotation, cellular component: nucleus. The record is from RefSeq and is a predicted model, not a curated record. NCBI's taxonomy places the organism in Eukaryota, Metazoa, Chordata, Actinopteri, Pleuronectiformes, Pleuronectidae.